This is a messenger RNA of Meyerozyma guilliermondii ATCC 6260, 264 nucleotides long. RefSeq lists its product as uncharacterized. The transcript has a single exon. Lineage: Eukaryota; Fungi; Ascomycota; Pichiomycetes; Serinales; Debaryomycetaceae. The record is from RefSeq and is a predicted model, not a curated record. The coding region runs from base 1 to 264 and encodes 87 amino acids.
AUGUUUACACAGCAAGAAAAACAGAUUGUUAUUGCUCGAUUUCGUGCUCUUGCAGAACAACGUAUAUCGCUGUUGCAGCAUGAAUCAGAAAAAAUUGCUCAGACCUGUGAGCGACGCAUAUUACGUAGACUAAAUACCGUAAGUGUAACUCUCCGCGACGUCAAACUCAAAGAUGUUUUAGAGGUCGAACGUAAACAUACUCCAACGAUCAAGGGCCUAUUGGGAGACAUCAGGGUCGAGAAGAAGCGGACGAUGAGAAAGUGA